Molecule: messenger RNA, 195 nt
Organism: Nipponia nippon (crested ibis)
Lineage: Eukaryota; Metazoa; Chordata; Aves; Pelecaniformes; Threskiornithidae
Source: RefSeq, a predicted model, not a curated record
UACCCCAAGGAGGACAAGGAGAACCGGAUCCUGCUCUACGCCUGCCGCAACUGCGACUACCAACAAGAGGCCGACAACAGCUGCAUCUACGUCAACAAGAUCACCCACGAAGUCGACGAGCUCACGCAGAUCAUCGCCGACGUCUCCCAGGACCCCACGCUGCCCCGCACCGAGGACCACCCCUGCCAGAAGUGA